CUCUCUCUCUCUCUCUCUCUCUCUCUCUCUCUCUCCCUGUCUCUCUUGUAAAUGUAAAAAAAACGUGAAAGGAUAACAGCAAGUUGUGCAAGCCAUCACAGUCCAAUUUCAGAAGUGAUUUUCAUCUUAUUAACAGCUUUUCUCAACUUGAAAGAAUGAUUCGCACAAAUGAGAGAAGAUGUACUGAAGUAUACUUUAAGGGGGAGCACCUGAAGCUUGAAGAGCUUAAACAGAAUGAUAACCUUACACUGAAUGAUUACCUCUAUAAUUUGAUUCCACCACAACCUGAGGAGGUGGAGAUUAAAGUGUCAUACCUUCGGCAUAACACUAGCCUCCAAGGAUACCAUGGCAUCUGGGAUUCUGAAGGGUUUAAAAAGCCGUCACAAAGCGACUCGCCAAAACGCGAUCUGGUAUGGUGGAGCCCAGACAUUUCAAGACGUGAUAUUACCAUCGCUGAGGAGCAAUACUUGAAUAGGCAAGGAUUUUACAAUGAAGUGAAACCUUUCCUGCAUAAGUUUACCUCUUCCCCAGCCUUCCUGGCAUCCUCUCGCAUGGGGAACUUCCGUUUCAGCAUGUCAAUCGAUGAGUUGUUAAAAAGCUACAAACAACAAUUCUGUGAAGGCCAGGAGCCCAACAUUCGCAUUUUUGAGACUGUGGUCUAUAAGCAGGAAGUGAUGUAUUCUAUUGUGAUUCAUGCACCUCAUGUACAAGACCUGUUCUCUGAGUAUCCCCUGCUUCCGAAACACCGAGAUGCAGUGUGUGUGUUCCGUAAAGACACCAUUAUAUGGCGUCCACAGGCAAUGAGUAAAACACACCGUUUCUAUCUGUCUCCUAACAAGCAAGCUAUUCGGAUACGUACAAAAGCCAGAAAAAAUUACAUGUGGGAUAACAUUGGAGUGGCAUUCCAUGUCCCAGAUGGACAAAUCUUCAGGUUCAGCAAGGCGAUUCUGUGUAAGAGCCUCCGACUCUGUGAGGGUGCUGAACCAAAACUUAACUCAGAAGAGUUUGUGAAGUGUGAGUUUGACCCCAUCAGGCCUUAGAGUAAAUAUGAAAAAUGAUCCAUUACCUGGAGUUAGCUCAUAAGUAUUAAAAGUCUAAUAUGAGCAGAAGGUUUUUGUAAUCAUCAAUAAGUAUGAAAGGAAUGUGGUGGAGGAAAUAUGUAUUUUUUACCUGCUGUUUUACUAUUCUUAGUACAUGUUACUAUGUAUCUGUCCAUGCUGUUUUAAUAAAGCGCUGAUGCUAAG
Messenger RNA from Pimephales promelas (fathead minnow), 1244 nucleotides. RefSeq lists its product as uncharacterized. NCBI's taxonomy places the organism in Eukaryota, Metazoa, Chordata, Actinopteri, Cypriniformes, Leuciscidae. The record is from RefSeq and is a predicted model, not a curated record.